AUGUCGAACGAUUCCCUCUUUGGCAUUGAUGUCCCCACUCCGGAUCUGCAGUGGCUCCUUGCCCACUACAAUGGGUUUGUGCGGUGCAACUCCAGCGCAGGCUCCAACGCACAGGAGGACUCGGCUGAUGCUCUCGGCUCCUCGGCCGGAUCGGCCCUAUCGCAAAACGUGAACCAGCUCUCGGCUCGCUCCCACCCCACGAGCGCAGUCAGCAUCACGUUCAUUGCCAUCGCCGUGGUCGGCUUCGUGGCCGCCGCUAUCUUCACGAUCGUCUACGUGCGGAAGCGUCGCUCCGAAAUGAACCUCGUGGUCCUCGAGGAAGCCAAGGUCGUCGACCCGUCGGACCAAGAAGCCCUCUUCCUCGAGUGCGCGACGGCGGAUCGCGUCCCCAUGGCCCAGAAGAUUGAUUUUUAA
Molecule: messenger RNA, 414 nt
Organism: Saprolegnia diclina VS20
Lineage: Eukaryota; Oomycota; Saprolegniomycetes; Saprolegniales; Saprolegniaceae
Exons: 3
Coding region: 1-414 (137 amino acids)
Source: RefSeq, a predicted model, not a curated record